AGCUAGUGAAGACAUAACAGGACAGAAUUUUUAUACCUUUUAUACAAGAUGUCAACUGAAAUUUCUGAGAUGUCGAAAACAUAUCAGUAUCGUAAAGUAAUGAAACCCAUGCUGGAACGUAAAAGACGUGCUCGUAUUAAUAAAUGUCUGGAUGAAUUGAAAGAUCUAAUGGUAGCCACUUUGGAGUCGGAAGGCGAACAUGUUACCCGUUUAGAGAAAGCCGAUAUUCUUGAACUUACAGUUUCCCACCUUCAGAGAAUGAAACAGAAUCGUAAACUUAAUGGUAACAAUAGCUCAUCCAUGACGCAAGCUGAAGGUUUUCGUUCCGGUUAUAUACACGCCGUUAACGAAGUAUCCCGUUCCCUUUCCGAAUUGCCUGGAGUUAAUGUAAAUAUUGGUACGAAAUUAAUGACACAUCUUGGACAGCGGCUAAAUCAACUGCAACCGCCUGUUAAACCAUCACUGCCGGUUACUUCACCGCUUUCCGUGCAUAUAGCAACAACUUGCCAGCGUAAGCAAUACUCAGCACCAAUUUCGCCUUUAUCAGGAUAUGCCAGCAGCCCAGACUCGAGCUUAUGCAGUACAAAACGUUUUACCCCAUUGCUAACUACCUGCCCGAGUACGCCAAUAGAUGUCACAAGCGUCGAUGCAAACGACGCAGAAGAAGAAGAAGAAGAAGAAGAAGAAAAUGUUUGGCGACCAUGGUAG
Glossina fuscipes is the source of this 708-nucleotide messenger RNA. It is a transcript of the gene E(spl)mgamma-HLH, whose product is annotated as enhancer of split mgamma protein. NCBI's taxonomy places the organism in Eukaryota, Metazoa, Arthropoda, Insecta, Diptera, Glossinidae. The coding region runs from base 49 to 708 and encodes 219 amino acids. The transcript has a single exon. The record is from RefSeq and is a predicted model, not a curated record. Gene Ontology annotation, molecular function: DNA-binding transcription factor activity, RNA polymerase II-specific; protein dimerization activity; RNA polymerase II cis-regulatory region sequence-specific DNA binding. Gene Ontology annotation, biological process: anterior/posterior pattern specification; regulation of transcription by RNA polymerase II; regulation of neurogenesis. Gene Ontology annotation, cellular component: nucleus.